GUCGCCUUCGCAUAUCUAACAAUCACUAAAAUCUCUCCAAAACGGAACCAAAAUCAAGCCGUACGCUAGGUCAGAUGGAUUCCAACCCAGAGCUUACUCAUCUCUACUCAUGUAGCCGAUGGGCUGGAACAGAUCCUAGUCAGGUUAUCAACGACUAUGUAAGGAUUGGAAUUGAAACCUGUGAAGAGCUCAGAAAGGAGGCACACAUUGAAGACAUUCCAUAUAAAGAUGAUGCAAACGACAUGACAAGAAUCGACGUUUGGGGGGAAGUAAGCAGCAAGCUAGUUAUAUUCAUUCAUGGUGGUUACUGGCAGGAAGGAACGCGUAAACUGGUUACUCCUGCUGCUGUAAACCUUGUGAAAAGAGGUGUUGCCAUGGCGGCUAUCGGCUUCGAUUAUGCUAGUCGUAGUCAUCCUUUGUCAGAAGUGGUCACCCAAGUGACGCUCGGUGUUGAAUUUUUACUCAGAGAGUAUCCCAACGUGAAGGAAGUCACGCUAGCAGGGCACUCCGCUGGCGCUCACUUGGCAUUCAGUGUCGCUGUGCGUUUGAAAAGUUCUCGGAUACGGAAGCUCGUCUUAAUCUGUGGAGUGUACGACCUGCACGAGCUGCCACUUUGUGAGAUCGGCAGCGUAAUUGGAAUGACUCUUGAUGAAGCAAGUAAGAACUCUUGCCGUGCAGCUCAACUAGUGGAGCUUGGUCUUCAUGUGCAGUUUCUUAUCGCCUUGAAGGACUCGCCCAAACUGAUUGAGCAGAACCGGGUCAUGGUGCAAGAGGCAAGGGAACUGGAUUUGAACUUGGAAGCUCAUGAGUUUCCCGAACAUGACCACUUCAGCAUCAUUGAAGCACUCCGAUUUGAAAACGAACAGCUUACUCACAAAUUCGUUGAUUUUAUCUCUGGUGGAAGUACAUAAUAAGAUGCACAUUUUGAAUUUGAUACACUAUGGAUAAAGUAUGGAGGGCCAAU
Messenger RNA from Cylicocyclus nassatus, 964 nucleotides. The record is from the annotation of a GenBank genome assembly. Lineage: Eukaryota; Metazoa; Nematoda; Chromadorea; Rhabditida; Strongylidae.